Messenger RNA from Paramecium pentaurelia, 1555 nucleotides. The record is from the annotation of a GenBank genome assembly. Lineage: Eukaryota; Ciliophora; Oligohymenophorea; Peniculida; Parameciidae.
AUGGAUUAAUCAAUUAAUGAUGCUGAGGCUUUCCUCAAAUAAAAAAUCAAGAUCAAUCCAUUGAAAGAUUAGAUGUAGCAAAAUUAAAAGAAUUAUGAAAUUCAACUCCAAGUUGCUCAUUAUUUCAAGAAAUCUGAAAGUUAUACCAAAAAACCAGCAAUAAAAUUAGUGAGUAUGAUUUUAUAUCAUUUAAUUAUACAGGCAAUGAGAACGAUGAAGUACAAGUUUAUUUCAUAUAUGGAGAACAUAUUCCAGAUCAAAGUAAAAAGUAAGAUUAUGAAUCAUUUAAAAUUGAUAUCAUUGAAACAAUGCAUCCAAAAAUUGAUAGAUUUUUUAUCAUAGUCUUUUUCAAUACUAAUAUGAUGACUGCUUCAACUCUCAAUGAUUUCAAAGACUUUUAUGGAACUCUACCUGAAAAAUACUUUUUUCAUAUGAAAAAAUUUAUUGUCCUUCAUGCAAAUUUUAUUGUUAAAGGUGGAGGUAUUUUUGGAAUGAAUGAAAUCAAAUCUUUUUUUAAGAAAAUCACUACCUUUGCUGAUACGUACAAUUUUAAUAUUAAACAUAUAGACUUCUAAUCUUAUCUAAAGAAGAAUGGUUUAAAUAUAAAAUGUUAGCUGCAUUACCUGAAAGUGUUAAAGCAUAUGAUUAAUCUUAUAGAGAUAUUGAGAAUUAAAGAAAAAAAACUGUUUUCAGGAAAUAAUAAACACAAUAAGCAGUUGGAGAUGAUGAAAUAGAUUCAGAUGAUAAUUUUAAUAAAGAUUCUAAAAUUUUAGGAUUGAAUUUAGAUGAAUAUGAAAGAAAUAAAUAUGGAAUUCCAAUUAUUUUAGAUAUGCUUGUUUAAUACUUUGAAAAAUAACCAGAGAAACUUAAAACUGAAGGAAUAUUUAGAAAAUAAGCUGCUGUUUAUGAAGAAAAAGUAGUUGAAGCAGCAUUAGCAUGUUAAAAAGUAGGAUUUGUCAAUAAAGUUGAAAAUGCUCAUACUAUAGCAUGUGUUUUUAAACAAUUCUUCUUAAAAUUGAAAGAACCUAUAAUGACUUAUUAAUUAUAUGAAUGGGUUGUUUAAAAUAAACCAUAAAUUGAAUAAAAUUUGGAAGUGAGUGUAUAAAUGCUUUUUGAUUAUAUGCCAGAAUUGAAUAGAGAAAUAUUACUUUUCUCUUUAGGAUUCUUAAAUUCAGUCAUUUAAGAAUAAGAACAUAAUUUAAUGACUACUUAUAAUAUGGCUGUUGUAUUUGGUCCCAACUUUUUUAGAUCUGAAAUUGUCAAAAUGGCUGAUUUAGGUCAUGUUACGUAAUAUAUUAAAUAAAUUAAGCCUUUUUGUUUAAAUAGUACAAAUAAUGUUGGAAUUGAAAAAAGAUUAUGAUUAUAAAAAGAUGUUAGAAGUCAGAAGUGAUAAUCUAAAUUUUGAUGCAUCAUUAGUUCCCUUUUUGCCAGAUGAUUUAGCCAAUUUAGAUGAUAUAUUAGAUAUGGUCUCGGGUAUAUAUUGCUUACUAAGACUCUAGACAAAAAUGUAGUAAACGAAACUGAGAGAAAAGAAUUAAAGUCUAGAUAUAAAUGA